CGAAAUCGACUGGCAGGGCGGCGGGGCCCGGAGACGUCCCGGGCAUGGCCGCGGCGGCAGGCCUGGCACAAAAGCUGCGGGCAGCGCUGCGGGAGGAGGAGCCGCGGGCCGUGGAAGAACUGCUGCGCCGCGGCGCGGACCCCAACCUGGUGCUCGCGGAUGGCGCGGCAGCCGUGCACCUGGCGGCCAGAGCCCGGCACUCGCGCGGUCUGCGCUGCCUGGAAGCCCUACUGCACCGGGGCGGGGAUGCGAACGCUCGAUCGGUCGAGGCGCUCACGCCGCUGCACGUGGCUGCCGCCUGGGGCUGUCGCCGCGGCCUGGAGCUGCUGCUGGGCCACGGAGCGGACCCCGCGCUGCGCGACCAGGACGGACUCCGGCCGCUGGACCUGGCGGAGCUGCAGGGGCACCAGGAUUGCGCCCACGUCCUUCGGGAACUCCAGACUCGGACCAAGACGUCGACCCGGACCCGGGCAGAGAGCCAGGAGCCGGAGCCGGAGCCUGGCGGUCUAGACCUCUGGGGAAAGGAGCUUGACGCCAGCCCCUGCGGACCUCUCAGUGUGGCGCUGGGCUCCACAGCACUGGGCAGAAGGGAUGGCAGGGACAUGGGCCUGGAAGCUGGCCCCAGACUUCUCCGCCACCUUGCCCACCCUGAGAUUGCUGACAAGGGUAGCAGCCUGGAGUACCCCCCGGGCCCCCCAGGACAGCGGGACUGCAGCUCAGAUGCCUCCUUUGUCACUGCGACCGAAGCCUCUGGAACUGAAGACCUGGCUCCGCACACCUCCUCCUGGGCUAGGUCAUCGCCCCAGACCAAGCAGAGACUCCUGCCUACUGUUCGACCUUCCCAGGGGAUGCCAAGGUCCCCAGGUGCCCCACAGCUGGUACAGCGAGCUGCUGUGGCAGACAGGGAGGCAGAGCUAAAUACCUGUCUGCAGGCCCUGACUCUGACUUCGCCAGACGCUUCCACCUCUCCCAUAUCCCUCCCGAGCUGCCCUCGGAAACCACGUCCUGAACUCCCCGACCUUCCCUUCCCAAAAGACGAAGAGUUGUACCUCGACAGUGAGGUGGCCGCCCUCUGGCUGACCGAGGAUGAGGCGAGUUCCACAGGAGGCAGGGACCCUGGCCCCUCUUGCUGGUGCCCUCUGGUACCUGCCACGGCGGAGGCAGAGACACCGCCAGGGCUCCGAGGGCUCGGCAGGAGCCCCGGCCCCAUCACACCCUCCUCUGGGACAUGCUACCUCCGACAGCUGGAAGAAGUCCGUGCUACUCCUGGCUCAGACUUUGCAGGGCACAGCCCAGAGCUGGCCAAAGCCCUGCGGACAGGCUGUAUCCCAGAUGCCCAGGCGGAUGAGGAUGUGCUGGCCCAGCAGUUUGAGCGGCCGGACCCCAAGAGAAAGUGGCGGGAGGGGGUCGUGAAGUCCAGUUUCACAUAUCUGCUGCUGGACCCCAGGGAGACUCAGGACCUGCCAGCCCGAGCCUUCUCACUGACCCCAGCUGAACGCCUUCGGACCUUUGUCCAUGCCAUCUUCUAUGUGGGGAAAGGGACACGGGCCCGGCCAGAUGCCCACCUCUGGGAGGCCCUCAACCACCGUCGACAGCCAAGAAAGCAGGCCUGCCCCAAAGUGCGCCAGAUCUUGGACAUCUGGGCCAGUGGUCGUGGUGUUGUCUCCUUGCAUUGCUUCCAACAUGUGGUUGCUGUGGAGGCUUAUACUCGAGAGGCGUGUCUUGUGGACGCUCUAGGCAUCCAGACACUGACCAACCAGAGACAAGGACACUGCUAUGGAGUGGUGGCGAGCUGGCCACCCACCCGGCGACGCCGCUUGGGGGUGCAUCUGCUGCACCGUGCCCUCCUUGUCUUCUUGGCUGAGGGUGAGCGAGAGCUGCGGCCCCAGGACAUCCAGGCCCGUGGCAGAGUACGGGGGAGUUGGCCAUCUAGCCUAGGUAGAGAUCAGGGUGCUUGAAUGUUUCAGCUGCCCCCAUGCUGACCGCAGCCUCCCACCUCCAGAAGGGGAGGGGCUGGGGGGGAGGGUAGGCAGGGCACAGGGCAUAUCUCCCCUCAAGCUGAGGGAGGACUUUGUUACAGAUGGAACUGCUGGAGAGGUAAUGAGCUUCCUGUCACGGAAGGAGGACAAGUAGGGAAGCAGAAGUUUUUUAGAACAUUCUAGUGCUUCAGAACAUGCUAGUGCUUUGGCAGUUUGGUCCUGUCUGUAUAGUCCACUUUUAGCUCCCAGACACAGGGGACUCACACGUGGAAUAGACUGGGGGAAUCUGCCAAAGUCAAGAGCCACAUUUCUCUGCAUCCCAGCUAUGGGACCUCGGACCCGUAAUUUGUCUCUCUGAGGCUCAGGUUCCUUAAUUUGUACAAUGGGGACAGUGAGAAGUGCUACCUCAGGGGGUCAUGGCGGAGACGGGAGUAAACAAAGUCACGCGGUACAGUGUGUGGCCCAGAGCCCUGCAGGAGGCAGCCCUUCUGCCCGCUGGAAAGUCUCUUGGGGGAAGGAGGUGCCCUGAGGCUCUCCAGGGGCCGCCUGUGUGUGGUGUUGUGUGGGCAGAGCUGGGGAGGCCGACCGGGUAUGGGUGAGCGCCCAACCCUCGGGACAGCUGUGCAACUUGGGCCUCCGGACACUUUCCCUGAAACUGUUCCUUCCUCCAUAAGAUGGAAUAAAUAACUGCGACUUCCUGGCGAUGCUAUAA
Molecule: messenger RNA, 2691 nt
Organism: Suricata suricatta (meerkat)
Lineage: Eukaryota; Metazoa; Chordata; Mammalia; Carnivora; Herpestidae
Gene: ANKLE1
Product: ankyrin repeat and LEM domain containing 1
Exons: 9
Coding region: 45-1958 (637 amino acids)
Molecular function (GO): protein binding; endonuclease activity
Source: RefSeq, a predicted model, not a curated record